Molecule: messenger RNA, 3592 nt
Organism: Fukomys damarensis (Damara mole-rat)
Lineage: Eukaryota; Metazoa; Chordata; Mammalia; Rodentia; Bathyergidae
Gene: Trpc3
Product: transient receptor potential cation channel subfamily C member 3
Exons: 14
Coding region: 203-2908 (901 amino acids)
Biological process (GO): manganese ion transport; regulation of cytosolic calcium ion concentration; calcium ion transmembrane transport
Cellular component (GO): membrane; cation channel complex
Molecular function (GO): store-operated calcium channel activity; inositol 1,4,5 trisphosphate binding; protein binding
Source: RefSeq, a predicted model, not a curated record
AUCUGAAAAUUCAUCUGUCUUCAGAAACGUUUGAAAAAUGAGAGAACAGGUUCUUGCUCUCCAUUAACUCAUGCGUGACUGCAAUUGCUAAUCCACAGGAGUGAACUAUUUUAGUACAGCUGGUCUGUGCAAACUUUGUAUAAGAAGGCUCUGAAGGAAGAAAGCCCCAUCUCCAACUCUAGAAUUCCCGUGUUUCAGGUUCAUGGAGGGAAGUCCAUCCCUGAGGCGCAUGACGGCGAUGCGGGAGAAGGGCCGGCGCCAGGCGGUCCGCGGUCCAGCCUUCAUGUUCAACGACCGGGGCACCAGCCUCACGGCCGAGGAGGAGCGCUUCCUCGACGCCGCCGAGUACGGCAACAUCCCCGUGGUGCGCAAGAUGCUGGAGGAGUCCAAGACGCUGAACGUCAACUGCGUGGACUACAUGGGCCAGAACGCGCUGCAGCUGGCCGUGGGCAACGAGCACCUGGAAGUGACCGAGCUGCUGCUCAAGAAGGAGAACCUGGCGCGCAUCGGCGACGCCCUGCUGCUGGCCAUCAGCAAGGGCUACGUGCGCAUCGUGGAGGCCAUCCUCAACCACCCCGGCUUCGCGGCCAGCAAGCGCCUCACCCUCAGUCCCUGCGAGCAGGAGCUGCAGGACGACGACUUCUAUGCCUACGACGAGGACGGCACGCGCUUCUCGCCCGACAUCACGCCCAUCAUCCUGGCGGCGCACUGCCAGAAGUACGAGGUGGUGCACAUGCUGCUGAUGAAGGGCGCCAGGAUCGAGCGGCCGCACGACUACUUCUGCAAGUGCGGGGACUGCACGGAGAAGCAGCGGCACGACUCCUUCAGCCACUCGCGCUCGAGGAUCAACGCCUACAAGGGGCUGGCCAGCCCGGCGUACCUGUCCCUGUCCAGCGAGGACCCGGUGCUCACGGCCCUGGAGCUCAGCAACGAGCUGGCCAAACUGGCCAACAUCGAGAAGGAGUUCAAGAAUGACUACAGGAAGCUGUCCAUGCAAUGCAAAGACUUUGUAGUGGGUGUGCUGGAUCUUUGCCGAGACUCAGAAGAGGUAGAAGCCAUUCUGAAUGGAGAUCUGGGAUCCACGGAGCCUCUGGAAGUGCACAGGCAUAAACCUUCGUUGAGUCGUGUCAAACUUGCCAUUAAGUAUGAAGUAAAAAAGUGUGCAGGAAAAGCCCGGAAUGUGAGCAAUGCAGUGAGAGCUACGGGUGCGCUGCAGAGCCUGUGGAGUGCGUACCUGGGCCAGUGCGGUCCUGGGCCCUGCAGCCUCCUGUCCUCUGGUGCACUCAGGGAGUUUGAAAAUCUGGAAAGCAUGUUCAAUUUUGUAGCUCACCCCAACUGCCAGCAGCAGCUUUUGACGAUUUGGUAUGAAAACCUCUCAGGCCUUCGGGAACAGACCAUUGCUAUCAAGUGUCUGGUUGUGCUGGUUGUGGCCUUGGGCCUUCCAUUUCUUGCCAUUGGCUAUUGGAUUGCACCUUGCAGCAGGCUAGGGAAAGUCCUGCGAAGCCCUUUCAUGAAGUUUGUGGCUCAUGCUGCUUCAUUCAUCAUCUUCCUGGGCCUGCUGGUGUUCAAUGCCUCCGAUAGGUUUGAAGGCAUCGCCACACUGCCCAACAUCACCGUCACUGACUACCCCAAACAGAUCUUCAGAGUAAAGACCACCCAGUUCACAUGGACUGAAAUGCUCAUUAUGGUCUGGGUUCUCGGAAUGAUGUGGUCUGAGUGUAAGGAGCUCUGGCUGGAAGGACCUAGAGAAUAUAUUUUGCAACUGUGGAAUGUGCUUGACUUUGGGAUGCUUUCCAUCUUCAUUGCUGCUUUCACAGCCAGAUUCCUGGCUUUCCUGCAGGCAACUAAAGCCCAACAGUAUGUGGACAGUUAUGUCCAAGAGAGCGACCUCAAUGAAGUCACACUCCCACCAGAGAUACAGUAUUUCACUUAUGCUAGAGAUAAAUGGCUCCCUUCUGACCCUCAGAUCAUAUCUGAAGGCCUUUACGCCAUAGCUGUUGUGCUCAGCUUCUCUCGGAUUGCAUACAUCCUCCCUGCAAAUGAGAGCUUCGGCCCCUUACAGAUCUCUCUUGGAAGGACUGUAAAGGACAUAUUCAAGUUCAUGGUCCUAUUUAUCAUGGUGUUUUUGGCAUUUAUGAUUGGCAUGUUCAUACUUUAUUCUUACUACCUUGGGGCCAAAGUAAAUGCUGCUUUUACCACUGUAGAAGAAAGUUUCAAGACUUUGUUUUGGUCAAUAUUUGGGUUGUCUGAAGUGACUUCGGUAGUGCUCAAGUACGACCACAAAUUCAUAGAGAAUAUUGGAUAUGUUCUUUAUGGAAUAUACAACGUAACUAUGGUGGUUGUUUUACUCAACAUGCUAAUUGCUAUGAUUAAUAGCUCAUAUCAAGAAAUUGAGGAUGACAGUGAUGUAGAAUGGAAGUUUGCACGUUCAAAACUCUGGUUGUCCUAUUUUGAUGAUGGAAAAACAUUACCUCCACCCUUCAGUCUGGUUCCCAGUCCAAAAUCCUUUGUUUAUUUCAUCAUGCGGAUCAUUAACUUUUCUAAAUGCAGAAGGAGAAGACUGCAGAAAGACCUGGAGAUGGGAAUGGGUAACUCAAAGUCUAGGUUAAACCUCUUCACUCAGUCUAACUCAAGAGUUUUUGAAUCACACAGUUUUAACAGCAUUCUCAAUCAGCCAACACGUUAUCAGCAGAUAAUGAAAAGACUUAUAAAGCGAUAUGUUUUGAAAGCACAAGUAGACAAAGAAAAUGAUGAAGUUAAUGAAGGUGAAUUAAAAGAAAUCAAGCAGGAUAUCUCCAGCCUUCGUUAUGAGCUUUUGGAAGACAAGAGCCAAGCAACCGAGGAAUUAGCCAUUCUAAUUCAUAAACUAAGUGAGAAAUUGAAUCCCAGCCUGUUGAGAUGUGAAUGACAUAGACUCCUGGAAUUCUGACUUCAAACAUAGCACAAGUGUGGGCAAUAAUAUUUCUAAGUAUGAAAUACUUGAAAAACUAUGGUGUACAUUUUUAGCAUUAAGUACUUUUAUCAUGUGAAUCUUUACUAGUUAGGUCUCAAUGAUUUUACUGUUUUACCACAUGAAACUGCAUUUUAAUUGUCUGCCUUGAUAUUAUAAACAAUGACAUUACCUUUGUAUUUAAAGGCCCAAUAUUACUACAUUAUCAAUAUUUUUCUCCCCUUUAGAGUAUACUCUAUGUCUUUGCACUACUUGUUUGCCUCCAAGAGACUGUCAAGUCCUUGGGGACAGGGACCAUGUCCUAUCCAUCUUUGUGUCUCCCAGCAUCUAGUACAGUGCCUGAUACAUAGUAGGUGCUCAAUAAAUGUUUUAGCCAACUGAAUUGACUGCCAUAAAAUACAAAUAAAAAUAAAAGAUCAUCACUAUGUAGCAUAUCUUCCCUUGUCCAAGUGCUGAAGAGAUUUUUUUUUAAUAGAAACUGAAGAAAUUUUACAACCAUUAUGACUUGGUAAGAAUUUCUUAGAGCCUUAGGCAUUACUGAUAUUCCUAGAACCAUGGAGCCCUGAGUAAAGGAUUUAACAAUGAAAUGGCUUAAUAGAAAAUAUAAUUACAUUAUAUAUUUAAGUUUCUAAAAUUGUUCAA